AUGUUCUUGAGAAACUCCACAUCUUCAAAGAUUCCAAGGGCCUUCAUUGUGUCAACAUGUGGGUACUUGGUGUCCAUGAAGUCCAUGGAGAAGAGCAUUGUAAUGCUCUUGGUACAUAGGGAGUUCUUCCUCCUCCUCUUGCGGCUCUCUUGUGGCUCAACUUCCUCCAUAGGUUCAUCUUGGUUACUCUUGCUCACUUCUCAACCAACUGAUUCACCUCUUCUCCUUCCUCUUCACUCUCAGUCUCAUCACUUCCUUCCUCCUUUGAACAAGGUUCACUCCAAUCUCAAACUCCCCUUGCUCACUCUCACUACUAAUGGGGUUCCUCCUUUCUUCCCUCAAUCUCUCACUCUCAGACUUUCCUCCUCAGAGUACACAUAUCCCUCUGCAUCAGAUUCUUCCAUCCUCUGA
This is a messenger RNA of Microthlaspi erraticum, 411 nucleotides long. The record is from the annotation of a GenBank genome assembly. Lineage: Eukaryota; Viridiplantae; Streptophyta; Magnoliopsida; Brassicales; Brassicaceae.